AUGUACCAACACGGUCACGCAUUCCAGGGCAGGAAAUUGACCGAUCAAGAAAGAGCGCGAGUGUUGGAGUUCCAGGAUACUAUUCACUACUCUCCCAGGUAUUCUGACGAUACUCAUGAAUACCGUCACGUAAUGCUACCCAAAGCUAUGCUUAAGGUCAUCCCCUCUGACUACUUCAAUUCCGAAACUGGAACACUUCGAAUUUUAACGGAAGAUGAGUGGCGUGGGCUCGGCGUUACCCAGUCGUUAGGCUGGGAACACUAUGAGUGCCACGCUCCAGAACCACACAUCCUGUUGUUCAAGCGCCAGUUAUGA
This is a messenger RNA of Lachancea dasiensis, 315 nucleotides long. Lineage: Eukaryota; Fungi; Ascomycota; Saccharomycetes; Saccharomycetales; Saccharomycetaceae. The record is from the annotation of a GenBank genome assembly.